Molecule: messenger RNA, 2560 nt
Organism: Perca fluviatilis (European perch)
Lineage: Eukaryota; Metazoa; Chordata; Actinopteri; Perciformes; Percidae
Exons: 4
Coding region: 664-1887 (407 amino acids)
Biological process (GO): protein dephosphorylation; negative regulation of MAPK cascade
Cellular component (GO): cytoplasm
Molecular function (GO): protein tyrosine/threonine phosphatase activity; MAP kinase tyrosine/serine/threonine phosphatase activity
Source: RefSeq, a predicted model, not a curated record
GAGUCCGCGCGGCAGGGGGUCGCGCUCGCGGUGGUGAUGCUGCUGCUGCUGGGCUGGUGAAGCCGUACGGUAGCCAGCCAGCUAGUCAGUCACCGGAGCUCCGUAUGCAAUUGUCCCAUUUGUGGAGUUUGUCACCGACGUUAGCCGGUGUUGUGUAGCCCGUAGCGGCUUCACGGAACACGAGAUGCGGUUGGUAGUUGGUGUUCACGCGCAAUGAGCUGCAGUGCCCGCAGAGGACCGCGAGGAACGUCAGUUAUGCUACCACCGGCGGUUAGUUAGUUAGCUCGCUCGCUAGCUAACGUUUAGGAUUUAUUUUUUUAUUUUUUUACAGAUAAUGUUAUAACCACUUAAGUCGUCAUGUUAGCCAUAUCCUCCAGUGUGGAUGCUUUGGUUUGUUGCGGCCAUACUUCCCCCCUCGGGGCAGAAAUAACCGACGGUUAGCGCCUCCAACAACAUGACUCACACACCGUUGAGUGAGCUAAUGCUAACGUUAGCUUAGCGGGUUGCUUGAGGGUAGCCGUGUCUCAGUCCACGCAGCGCGGGCUGCUGCUGAAGGCGAUGUCCGAUGUCCGAUGGAGCUGAAGUGUUGCUCGGCUUGCCAAAGAUGACGGGCCGCCUCAGCCGGGUUUUCGUGCCUCUUCUGUCAGCAGGAAGCGGAGGAACAUGGAAGCCGAGGAAGAAGAGUGGAACAAAGAGCUGAGUGCACACAAACUGCUGGAUAAAAAGGUGCUCUGCAAGCAGAAUGGAGGGAUCGGUAUAGUGAGAACUCUUCACAGCCUGUUGAAAACCCAGAACACACUGCAGAUUCAGUCCAUCGCCCGCUCAGAAUGUGCUGGCUCCUGUCCAAAUCUGAUGAUGAGUAGGAGCGAGCACGCCGAUGCGAGGCCCGUCCCCGUGGCCCUCACCCCCCAGCUGCCCCCCAGAGCUCACCGGCCCCUCUGCAUGUCGAUCUCCUCCGACAGCAGCGGGCGCUUCAAGGCUCUGGAGACGCAGGAGUGGAAGAACAACCUCAAAGCUCAGAUGGAGCAGGCCCACAGCGCGGGAGCGGCCAGCAGCACGGGAUCUCUGGAGCGAGCGUCUCUGUUCUGCGCGUCCAGCUCCGGCCUGUCCAGCCCGGUGGAGCUCCUCAACAAGAGCCGGUCCUCCAGCCGCUUCUCUCUCUUCUCUCCGCCCUGGAACAGCAGCUCGGAGUCCGAAUCCAACCCUCCGUCCCGCUCGGGCUCCAAGAAGCUGCGCAACUACAGCAGAAGAGCCGCCACGGGGCCGGCCGGCGCCAGGGGGCCCGACGCGCCCGACACGCCCAAACCCAGCGGCGCCGAACACUUCCGGUACUCCGAGCCCGUCAUCUCCAAAGUGACGGACUACAUCUACGUGGGCAACCUGAACGCGGCGUACAACGGGCGCACCCUGUGCCGCAACAACAUCGACAGCAUCAUCGACAUGAGCAGCGUGCCGGGGGAACCGGGCCCCAGCCUCAACCUCAUACCGUGCACCUGCUCGCGGGGCGCACGCCACAGCUGGUCCCGCCUCAAGGUGGACAUCGGAGACGUGCCGGACGCGCUGGGCGACGGGCCGGCCCUGAAGCAGCGCUGCUUCGAGGACGUCAACGAGUGCAUCGACGCCUCGACCGAGAAGAGGAAGCGCGUCCUGGUCCACUGUCGGGACGGCUUCUCUCUGGCGCCGACGUGCAUCAUCCAGUACCUGAUGGUGAAGCAGAACAUGAGGCUGAUCGCCGCCUACGAGACCCUGAGGGCCAAGUACCCGGUCAACAUCAGGGACUGCCACCAGAACGCGCUGGUGAGCCUGGAGAGAGCGCUGAGGCCUGGAGGCAACGUUGACCCCGAGUGCUUCAAACAGGCCAUCUCGCGCAAAGUGGCGUGGACCUGACUCGGGUUUCCCAACGUGCUCGGCUGCUGCUUAAGACUCUCUUUAUGGAGAGGCGAAGUCCCUCUCCCCCUUCCAGUGGACCCCCACGGGACCUUAAUCACAAAAAAAUAUGUACAAUACUGAACGGGGAGAGGCAAAUUAUUAUUUGAUCCCGUUUUGAAUUAAGCCCUGAAUUACACAUGUGGUGUUGGUCAGUUUGAAAGAUAAUUUAGCAAGUGAAAGAAGUCUCUGUUUGUCUUGGUGCCACUUCACCAACUGCUCCUUGAACUAAAUAGUGAAAUAAUUAGUGGUGUUAGAGAGCAGUCCCCACCCCCCCCCCCCAAAUGCGCUUUGAGUGUCUAUGAUAAAGCGCUAUAUAAAUGUAAUUAAAUAAAUCAUAAAAUAAAUCUCUCGUCUGGCACAAUAUACGUCACCUUGCUCGCUAGCACCCUAGCUUAGCUCUAUUCCACAAAACGCGUAACGUUAUUGUUACGAUAAUUAUGUAUCGAAAGAAUAGACCGAAACGCUAAAGUUCUUCUCAACGUUCAUUUUUUACUCGCGCAAGCAAGACGUUCGUUACAGCACUCGGCAAAGUACAGACAUGACUAGGGCUGUGCUCGAUUGAAGAAAUCCUGAGUCGACUAACACUCAUUCAGUCGUAUCGACUAAUCGAUUAGUCGAUUUAAUCGACUAA